CGCCAAAACAACAAUGCUUGCGUUACGAUUUGCAACUGUUCGACGCUUGUCCACUUUGAACGGCGUUGCAGCUGCCGCCAACUCGGCCGCGAGCGCGACGACGCAAUCAGCCAUCACUCCCAGCACCCCGACGAGCAAGCCACAAGAGUUUGAUGUCGGCGUGAUUGGCGGCGGGAUUGUGGGAAUGGCAACCGCUCGCGAGCUCUCUCUGCGACUCCCACAGCUUCGCAUCGCCGUCUUUGAGAAGGAGAGCGGCCUUGGUGCGCACCAGACUGGACACAAUAGCGGCGUCAUCCAUGCUGGAAUUUACUACAAGCCUGGAUCACUGAAGGCGAAACUGUGCGUCGAAGGAUUGCGCUUGACGUACGACUACUGCGACAAGAAGAACAUUCCCUACAAGAAGUGUGGCAAGCUGAUCGUCGCGAGGUCGGAGGAAGAAAUCCCAGGCCUGAAGGCGCUGUUCGAUCGUGGCCAGCAAAAUAACGUGCCGGAUCUCCGCAUGAUUGGGGUGGACGAAAUGAAGCGCAUCGAGCCGCACUGCGUGGGCGUGCAGGCCAUCCACUCUCCAGUUACCGGCAUCGUAGACUGGCUGCAGGUGACCAACUCGUACGCUGACGAUUUCACCGCAAACGAGCGCAACCGAGUCCUGACCAACCACGAGGUCACUUCGCUGGACAGCGUGGAUCCGCUCAAUCCUCGCGCGUAUCAGCAUGGAGUGGUGGUUUCGUUCAAAUCCAAGCCUGCUGUGCGUUGCCGUUACAUUAUCACUUGCGCAGGCAUGAAUUCAGAUCGAAUUGCCCAGAAGGCCGGCGGGCAGUCCGAGCCUGUCAUGGUGCCCAUUCGUGGCGAGUAUCUCACACUCAAGCCCGACCGUCGUAACUUGGUCAACGGACUGAUCUAUCCUGUCCCGGAUCCCACUCUGCCAUUCCUCGGGGUCCACUUUACGCCUACCAUGAAAGGAGAUGUGCUCCUUGGACCGAACGCUGUUUUCGCUUUUGCCCGCGAGGGAUACAAGUUUUUCGACAUUAAUCCCCGUGACAUGUUUUCUGCGCUCUUGUUCCCUGGUUUCCAACGGCUCGCUCUCAAGUACUGGAAGUUUGGCAUGGGGGAAAUGUACCGAAGCCGAUUCUUGUCGGCACAGGUCAAGCUCCUGCAAGACUAUGUCCCGGAAGUGACCAUCAAUGACGUGCAACGAGGGAUGGCGGGCAUUCGCGCGCAAGCCAUGGACCACCAUGGCAACCUGGUCGACGAUUUUGUGUUUGAGACGGCGGUUCAGCCAGAAGGUGGCCCCGCCGCAUCCCGCACUGCCCAUUUGCUGCACGUCCGCAACGCGCCGUCUCCAGGUGCAACCUCAUCCCUGGCGAUCGCCAAAGUGAUCUCGGACAAGGCUCAAGAAAUGUUCAAUUUGCGCCAAGCGUAAACGAAGCGGCUGUUUGAGCUUUUGCUUGGACGACUGAAAACUAGAAAAUGACACCAUUUUUUGACCCAGAGGUUGAUUGACCAACAAAAUAACAACAACUAAACGAAGAAAA
This is a messenger RNA of Capsaspora owczarzaki ATCC 30864, 1532 nucleotides long. Its product is annotated as L-2-hydroxyglutarate dehydrogenase. Bases 14 to 1420 code for a protein of 468 amino acids. The transcript has 7 exons. Lineage: Eukaryota; Filasterea; Ministeriida; Capsasporidae. The record is from RefSeq and is a predicted model, not a curated record. Gene Ontology annotation, molecular function: (S)-2-hydroxyglutarate dehydrogenase activity; (S)-2-hydroxy-acid oxidase activity.